GAACGCGGAGCCGUCCUUGGUUGAUAUAGCUUCGGAGUUGGGCCUACCUUGCGAGCAUAUGCAUCGGAACAGGCGGGUGGAUAGCAUCGUUCUGUCGCUCUGUCCGCUGCGAGCGCCCGGGGCGGAAGAUGAUGUGAGGUAUCACUUUUGGCGCUGGCUCGCAGAUUGCCGGACCGUUCCUGCAGCAGACCUCGUAGCAAAGGCAUCUGUCAGUUUUCCUGCGACACAGCUACAGCGAUCCAUGCUUAGUAUUUGCGAAGAUGUUCCGUUGGAAAGUAUUGAGAGGAGGCAUGGAAGCGCGGCCGCGGAGCUGGAGCAAUUGAGCCAGGCCACCGUUGCCAUCUUGCAACACCUUUCUGCUUUGAAUGUUCAGUUUCCAGCUGAAGUGCCAGAGACUUGGACCACUGCGAUGGAACAACUGCAAAGCAUCAGAUGGCCAGACCGUUUGUCUGGAUUACAGUGCAGUAGUUUGCUGGCUGUGUUGUUGGAGAAUCGGCCGCUACAGCGCAGAGGUUGGUGGCAGUUGGUGGAUUGCUGGGGUCGCGCAGAUCCAGUGGAUGUAGCAGAGCGACUGUGGAGCCUGGCCACAUGUCAUCAAGCUGGACCAGCAGUGGAGCCAGACAGUGGCUUCCAGGAUCGAGAAGAUGUUUUGGAGGUGGGUCGGCAGAAAGCAUGGGACUUUUGCAAGGUUUAUGUGGACGUUUGGUUCGGAGAAACAGCGGUCUUGGGCGCACUGAAGCACAAGCACAAGAGUCGUGGAUAUGAUGAGGCAGACAAACUCUUGUUGCGCACUUUGAUGCGGCGCUAUGGCUGGGAAAGACAUCUGGACGAGAGCACAUCGUGCACGUGGAUGGAAACCUUUGAAGCAGUCAAGAAGGAGGUGGUUGCUUUGCACGAUGACUUGUUGGCCUGGCAAGAUCUCCACGGGUGUUCUUCGUUGCCCGAGAAGAAGCAGCAUGCAGACUUGGCGAAGAGGGUGGGCAAAUAUUUCAACAGCAGGGAGGCGCGUGUGAGGACCCUCCAGAAAGCUUAUCCUGCAGACUUUGCGCCGCUGCCUGGUUACAGAGUUGAGUGUUUGUCCGUGGAAGGCGAUUCCCUGCGUGGUGUACUCUGGCGGUCUGCAGCUGAACGUGCUCUGAUGUUUUCGAUCCCUGGAUGGAGAGGAGAGGGCAAGGGCAAGGAGGAGUUUCAUCCUUUGCAGGAUUUCUGUAAGCAUUGGUUGCCAGAAGCAGACGAGAUGGA
Molecule: messenger RNA, 1242 nt
Organism: Durusdinium trenchii
Lineage: Eukaryota; Dinophyceae; Suessiales; Symbiodiniaceae
Source: the annotation of a GenBank genome assembly